CCCGCCAGAGGCGAUAAAAGCCCCAAGACAUCUCCGAAGUAGAUCAGUUUAGUUCAGAAUUCGCAAACGAUCCGAAAGAAACCCCGCCCCCAAGCGAAAGACCCUCUAUCCAAGCCAGAGAUCCCCCAAGAUCGUAUAUCUAAUGCUCGUCUGGAACGAUAAACAGGAUACCAACUUUACAUUCAUUUGAGCAGAGUGCUCCAAUUGCCAGGAAUCGGAAUCGGAGAUACCUACGUAGAAUCGAAAUAUUAGCAAUCCUACUUUGUUUUUUUUUCGGUUCCUUUUUUUUUUUGGUUUUUCUUUUUUGUUUCGGGAAGAAAGGAAAAGGCCGGCCUGGUGAUAAUGCCCAGCAGUGUUGCCAACGAGAAUCAGUUCCGAUUCCAGAGCAGUCGCAGCAGUCGGGCCAGCUGCCCCAGUGUCCCCGGGAGUCCCAGUGACCCCGAGUCCCAGGUGGUGACCCCGAACUGCGAUGUGGUGGACCAGGCGCUGGCCGAGCUGCAGCUGCAGUCGCAGGAGGUCCACCUAAUGGCCUCCACCAGCAGCAGCAGCAAAGGCCGCGGACGCGGACGCUCCGGUUGGCAGAUCAAGGCCUCCAAGUUGUCCCUCAACACGCACAAUCGCAUCCGGAACAUCGUCGAGUCGCUGAAGAUCAAGCCGAAUCCGGAGAAGCCCAUGAUACCGCUGUCCAUCGGUGAUCCAACUACCUUUGGCAACCUGAAGGCUGCCGACGAGACAAUGAAGGCGGUGUUGCAUUCCCUGGAGAGCGGCAAGUUCAACGGAUAUGCUCACACCCAGGGUCACGAGGUCGCCCGGAAGGCGGUGGCCAAGUACAGUGCCCAUCAGCGGAACGACGAGGAGAUCGAUCCGAACGACGUGGUGCUCUGCAGCGGCUGCUCCUCGGCGCUGGAGUACUGCAUCCUGGCGCUGGCUGACCGCGGCCAGAAUGUCCUGGUGCCUCGGCCCGGCUUCUGUUUGUACCACACCCUCGCCGAGGGACUGGACAUCGAGGUGCGCUACUAUGAUCUCCUGCCCGACCAGCAGUGGCGCGCCGAUCUCGUCCAGCUGGAGAGCCUGAUCGAUGAGAAUACCGCCGCCCUGUUGAUCAACAACCCGAGCAAUCCAUGCGGCAGUGUCUUCGAUGAGAAGCACCUGCGCCAGCUAAUUGACAUCUGUGAGCGCCACUAUCUGCCCAUCAUCGCCGAUGAGAUCUACGAGCACUUUGUGUUCCCCGGCUCCAAACACUUGGCUGUGAGCAGCCUGACCACAGAGGUUCCAGUUCUUUCCUGCGGCGGUUUGACCAAGCGAUUCCUCGUUCCCGGCUGGCGAAUGGGAUGGAUUAUUGUGCACGACCGCAAGCAGCGUUUGACCAAUGCCAUCGGUGGCCUGAAGAACAUGUGUGGUCGCAUCCUGGGCUCGAACACCAUCAUCCAGGGUGCACUGCCCGAGAUCCUGACCAAAACACCGCAGUCUUACUUUGACGGUGUAAUUGAAGUGCUCCACUCGAAUGCCACAUUGGCCUACAAGAUGCUGAAGCAGGUGCGUGGCCUUAACCCCGUGAUGCCCAACGGGGCGAUGUACAUGAUGAUCGGCGUGUGCAUCGAGCGCUUCCCGGCCUUCAAGGACGACACGCACUUCGUCCAGGAGCUGGUCAACGAGCAGAGCGUCUUCUGUCUGCCAGGCAGUUGCUUCGAGUAUCCAGGAUACGUAAGGAUAGUGCUCACCGUGCCAGGUGCGAUGAUCGAGGAGGCUUGCGCCAGGAUGGCCGAGUUCUGUGAGCGGCACUUCAAGAAGGACACUUCGCGCGCCUUCAUCGAGCACGGACUGCUGAAUGACGAGGAUCUCGCCUUUUGAUUUGAGCUGGGAGCAAAACAUUUAUUAGACAUUCUAGACUACAAUUUUUAUCAAGUGUACAUAUAUGUAUGUAUAUAAUAUAUAAUAUAUAUAUAUCAAUCAUUAA
Messenger RNA from Drosophila takahashii, 1957 nucleotides. RefSeq names its product Tyrosine aminotransferase (gene Tat). The record is from RefSeq and is a predicted model, not a curated record. Gene Ontology annotation, biological process: L-phenylalanine catabolic process; biosynthetic process; L-tyrosine catabolic process. Gene Ontology annotation, molecular function: pyridoxal phosphate binding; L-tyrosine:2-oxoglutarate transaminase activity. Lineage: Eukaryota; Metazoa; Arthropoda; Insecta; Diptera; Drosophilidae.